Molecule: messenger RNA, 13445 nt
Organism: Impatiens glandulifera
Lineage: Eukaryota; Viridiplantae; Streptophyta; Magnoliopsida; Ericales; Balsaminaceae
Exons: 64
Coding region: 246-13268 (4340 amino acids)
Biological process (GO): protein retention in Golgi apparatus; protein targeting to vacuole
Cellular component (GO): extrinsic component of membrane
Source: RefSeq, a predicted model, not a curated record
CGAUGAUCGCAAAACACUAAAAUCUCUGUAUCUAUCUAUCUAUCUAGAGAAGAUAGGGACUCAUUUACACGGAUCCCAUCUUCAAUUAUCCGUCCUCUGUCCUGCCCCCACCAAUUUCUCCGAUCAGAAUUCGCUGCCCCUGAUUCUCUGCCUAUGUGAAAUGUUUCUUAACACUGUUUCUCCUGUAUAUGUAGUUGCUUCUCUCAACACAGCCCACCGUCGGUAGUAGAGUGCUUUGAUCAAAGAUGUUGGAGGAUCAGGUGGCCUACUUGUUGCAGAGGUACCUUGGCAACUACGUCAAGGGUCUCAAUAAAGAAGCUUUAAAGAUCAGCGUAUGGCAAGGUGAUGUUGAGCUAAACAAUAUGCAACUGAAACCAGAGGCUCUGAAUGCAUUAAAGUUGCCUGUGAAGGUUAAAGCUGGAUUCUUGGGCUCCCUAAAGCUGAAGGUUCCAUGGAGCAGACUUGGCCAAGAGCCAGUAGUUGUCUCUUUGGAUCGGAUUUUUCUAUUGGCUGAACCUGCAACUCAAGUUGAGGGGAGCAGUGACGAUGCAGUACAAGAAGUUAGAAAAAGCCGUAUAAGGGAAACAGAAAUGAAGCUCUUAGAAACUAGGCAGCAAAUAACUUCUGAAAUGAACAAAUCAUGGCUUGGCUCAUUGAUUGAUACAAUUAUCGGAAACCUGAAGCUUUCAAUUACAAAUAUUCACAUCAGAUAUGAAGAUUGUGAGAGUACUCCUGGUCAUCCAUUUGCAGCUGGCAUAACUUUGGAGAAGCUGUCUGCCGUAACAGUUGAUGACAAUGGGAAAGAGACAUUCAUUACUGGAGGUGCACUGGAGCAUAUCCUGAAGUCUGUGGAGCUUGAACAACUGGCAGUUUACCUGGAUUCAGACAGUAGCCCUUGGCAUCUUGAUAAACCUUGGGAGGAUUUGAAACCCAUUGAAUGGGGUCAGGUCCUUAAAUUUGGCACGACAAGUGGACAACCGGCUCAUAGUCUCAUAACAAACCACAAUUAUCUUUUGCAACCCGUUACCGGAAAUGCAAAAUACACAAAACUGCGGAAGAAUGAAUCUACUAAUAUUGGUCAACCACUGCAGAAAGUGUCUGUGAACUUGGAUGAUGUUACUUUCUGUUUAUCGAAGAGUGGUUACAGGGACUUACUAAGGUUAGCUGACAAUUUUGCUGCCUUUAAUCAACGGUUCAAAUAUGCUCAUUUCCGUCCACUUGUUCGGGUUAAAGAAGAUCCACAGUCAUGGUGGAGAUAUGCUUAUAGAGUUGUGUCAGAUGAGCUCAAGAAGGCUAGUGGGAAACUCUCUUGGGAACAUGUCUUGAAAUAUGCAAGGUUGCGUAAGCGGUAUAUUUCACUUUAUGCUUCACUUCUGAAAUCUGACCUCUGUCGGACAACUAUUGAUGACAAUAAGGAAAUUGAGGAACUGGACAGAAUACUUGAUUUCGAACUUAUACUACAGUGGAGGAUGCUGGCACAUAAGUUCGUGGAGCAGUCAGUGGAAUCUAAACUUUACCUGAAGAGGCAAAAUGAAAAGACGUCAUGGUCGUUAUUUAAAUGGGGUGGCCAGUCUAACAAGGAUGACGGUGAGUUGGGAGUCUUGGGUGAUGACGACUGGGAACAAAUAAACAAACUUAUUGGAUAUAAGGAGAGUGAUGAUGGCCAACUCAUUACAACUGAAACUAGGGGGGAUGUGCUUCAUACAUCAUUGGAAAUUCACAUGAGACAUAAUGCAUCAAAGCUUACUGAUGAUCAAGAAUGUAUUGCUGAAUUAUCCUGCAAAAAUCUAGACUGUUUUGUCAAGCUGUAUCCAGAGGCAAAAGUUUUUGAUGUGAAACUGGGAUCAUAUCAAUUGUCAUCUCCAAAUGGUCUUCUUGCCGAGAGUGGAACAGCCUAUGAUUCUCUGGUUGGUGUAUUCCACUAUAAGCCUUUCAACUCUGAACUGGAUUGGAGUAUGAUUGCAAAAGCUUCUCCAUGCUAUAUAACUUAUCUGAAGGAAGCUAUUGAUCGGAUAAUUAGUUUCUUUGAAAGCACUACUGCUGUUAGUCAAGCUGUAGCACUGGAAACAGCCGCUGUAGUGCAGAUGACCAUUGACGAAGUUAAGCGCACUGCACAACAACAAGUGAACAGAGCAUUAAAAGAUCAUACCAGGUUUCUUUUGGACUUGGACAUUGCAGCUCCCAAAAUUACAAUACCUUCAGACUUUUGUCCAGACAAUGUUCACUCAACAAAACUGCUCCUUGAUUUGGGAAAUUUGAUCAUUCGAAGUCAGGGCGAUAAUGACUUCGAAUCACCUGAUGAGAUGAAUUUGUAUUUGCAAUUUUUUAUGAUAUUGACGGAUGUAUCUGCUUUUCUGGUGGAUGGGGACUAUAAUUGGACUAACAAAUCUCACAAGAAGUCCGCAAAAUCAGCAAAUCUUGGUCCUUCUAGUUAUUUGCCUGUUAUUGAUAAGUGUGGGGUAGUCCUGAAACUUCAACAAAUUCGUUUGGAGAAUCCAUCUUAUCCAUCAACGAAGCUUGCAAUCCGGGUCCCUUCUCUGGGAUUUCACUUUUCUCCAGCUAGUUAUCAUCGGUUAAUGCAUGUGGGGAAGAUUUUUCAGCAGGAAGAAUCUGACAAUGCAGAGUUAGUUCAUCCUUGGAGCUCAGCAGAUUUUGAGGGGUGGUUAUCUCUUCUUACAUGGAAGGGUGUGGGAAACAGGGAAGCAGUGUGGCAGAGAAGAUAUGUGUGCCUUGUUGGACCUUUUCUUUAUGUAUUGGAAAAUCCCGACUCUAGAUCUUACAAGCAGUAUCUGAGCCUCCGAGGAAAACAAGUAUUCCAAGUUCCUGUUGAAAUGGUUGACAGUGUGGAUCAUGUAUUGGCUGUUUUUGAAUCUUCACGCCCCACUAGCAAGGUUAUCGAGGAUGGAAAUGCAUUGAUAUUGCGCUGUGAUUCGAAUGAUACUAAGAGAACAUGGCUGAGCCGUUUACAGGGUGCAAUUUACCGAGCAUCAGGUUCUGCUCCUAUAACAAGUCUAUCUGGCAGUUCAUCUGAUCAAGAGAGUCCAGAGACUGAACAGUUUGAGAAACAUGAUUCUUUGGACACACUAAUGGAGAAAAUAUUCCUCACUGGAGUUCUUGAUGAGUUGAAAAUAUGCUUUAAAUACAACCCAUCACAAGAUCAGAAAUUAACAAAUAUACUGCUAGCAGAGGAGGGUAAUCUGUUUGAAUUUCGAGCGACCGGUGGCCAAGUUGAACUUUCUAUAAGAGGAAAUGAUAUGUUCAUUGGCACUAUCCUGAAAUCACUGGAAAUAGAGGAUCUGGUGUGCUGCAAGGGAAUGUCUCAAUCAUGUUACUUGGCCAGAUCAUUUAUCGGGAAUGCUGAUGCAGCUUUGGGAUACUAUGAUGCUGAAGAAACUCAGGGUUUUGACAGUAGUUUAAAUCAAGACGAUGAAGAUAGGUUUUAUGAAGCACCUGAAGAUCUCAAUGAUUCUGAUGAUAGUCUAUCUGGAAAUAUGAGGUCUCAGAGCUCCCUUCUAUCAGAAAAAUCACUUUUACAGCCUCCUAGUUUUUUCCGUAUUGAUGGUCUUCUGCCUAGUGGUGCUGCACAAAAUGGUAAUACGAUGGAAGCAACCAACACAUUGGAUAGUUUUGUGAAAGCUCAAAUAGUAAUAAUUGAUCACAACUCAAUUUUGUUUAGGAACAUUGAUAAGCAGGUUUCUGUGACUCUUGCUACCUUGACAUUCUUCUGUCGGAGGCCAACUAUACUUGCCAUUCUCAAAUUUGUAGAUGCUAUUAACAUUCAAGAUGAAAGCGAUGAAUCUUUCACUAAGAAUUCUUCUGCAGUAAUCACUCAAAAUGAUACAUCAAUAGAAGAUGUUUUGCAUACUCAACAAGCUCCUGUUGCCUUCGACGAGCCUGUAGUCAAAGGUUUGUUAGGAAAGGGGAAAUCUAGAAUCAUGUUCUACUUAAUGUUAAAUAUGACCCGCGCUCAGAUAUUGUUGAUGAAUGAAAAUGACACCAAGCUAGCAACUCUAUCACAAGAUAAUCUGCUUACAGAUAUUAAGGUGUUUCCGUCUUCCUUUAGCAUAAAGGCUUCCCUUGGAAACUUGAGAAUCAGUGAUGACAGUCUACUCAAUGACCAUAUGUAUUUCUGGGUUUGUGAUAUGAGAAAUCCUGGUGGUAGCUCAUUUGUGGAGUUAGACUUUAGUUCAUUUAGUGUUGGGGAUGAAGAUUAUGCAGGCUAUGAAUACAGCCUUCUUGGGGGUCUCUCUGAAGUGCGGAUUGUGUAUCUGAACCGGUUUGUCCAAGAGGUUGUGGGUUACUUCAUGGGCCUCGUACCCAAUAAUUCUAGGGAUGUUGUUAGACUGAGAGAUCAGGCAACGAACUCCGAGAAAUGGUUCACAACUAGUGAAAUUGAAGGAUCACCAGCUAUGAAACUGGAUCUUUCACUUAGGAAACCUAUAAUAUUAAUGCCACGGAGCACAGACAGCCAUGAGUACUUGAAACUUGAUGUCGUUCACAUAACUGUCCAAAACGCUUUCAGAUGGUAUGGGGGUAACAAAGAAGAAAUAAAUGCUGUACACGUGGAAAUGCUUUCUAUAAUGGUUGAAGACAUCAAUCUCAAUGUGGGUACUGGAGACGAACUGGGUGAAAGCAUAAUUCAAGAUGUGAAAGGAGUUUCAAUUAUUAUCCAUAGAUCUCUCAGAGAUCUGUCUCAUCAAAUUCCCAAUAUAGAAGUACAAAUUAAGAUAGUGGAACUGAAUGCAGCUCUGUCUAAUAAAGAAUACCAGAUAAUCACCGAAUGUGCUCUUUCAAAUAUUUCGGAGACUCCAAAAAUAGUGCCUCCAUUGAUCCAAGAUUCUGGGACACCUUCUGUUGUUACAGAGGAUCCACCAUUUUCUCAAGAUUUCGAAGCUACCAAUUCUGAAAAUCAGAAUAGUGCUUCAUGGAUCACUAUGAAGGUUUGCAUUGACAUAGAUUUGGUUGAGUUGCGCCUACAUUAUGGCAUAGCAAGUGAUGCUUCUCUAGCAACUGUGCAGGUAAGUGGUGGUUGGUUUCUGUACAAGACCAAUACCAUAGGAGAUGGAUUUCUAUCGGCUUCUCUUAAAGGUUUCACCGUGAUUGAUGAUCGUGAGGGGACUGAGCAAGCACUUAGGUUGGCAAUACGAAAACCUGAGAGCAUUGGAUACAGUUCUUCAGAUUAUGAAACUGAUAAUAAAAACCAUCCAGUGGACGCAGCUCACAUUCAAGAAAAUGAAGGGACAAAACCAGUUCCUACAAUGCUUAUUCUUGAUGCAAAAUUUAGUCAAUAUUCUACAUUUGUCUCUUUGUGCGUGCAAAGGCCACAGUUGCUUGUUGCACUUGAUUUCCUGCUGGCUGUUGUUGAGUUUUUUGUUCCAACCGUCCGUAGUCUGCUUUCAAAUGAAGAAGGGGAGAAUGAUGUUGAUUUUCUGGACGCAAUCAUUCUGGAACAAUCAAUUUAUUGUCAACCCUCUUCCGAAUUAUUUCUCUCCCCUAGGAGGCCUCUAGUUGCUGACGAUGAGAGUUUUGACACUUUUGUUUAUGAUGGCAGAGGUGGAACUCUGUAUUUACAAAAUGAAUGGGGUUCCAUCCUUUCAUCUCCAAGCUCUGAGGCUGUCAUUUAUGUUGGAAAUGGAAAGAGAUUGCAGUUUAAGAACGUUACCAUUAAGAAUGGUCAAUAUCUGGACUCCUGUAUUUUGUUGGGAGCCAACAGUAGUUAUUCAGCUUUAAAGGAUGAUAAAGUCUAUUUCGAGAGUGUUCAAUAUCCUCAAUCAAAUUCUUCAGCGGAAGCUUCUGGAAGUGAACCAUGUAAAAAUCCCUCUACAGGGAGAUCUACAGAAUUUGUCUUUGAGCUGCAGGCAAUUGGUCCCGAGCUAACCUUUUAUGCUACAUCAAAAGAAGUUGGAACGACUAGCUUAUCUAACAAACUUUUACAUGCCCAGUUGGAUGCAUUCAGCAGGGUUGUCAUGAAGGGAGAGACAAUGGAAAUGAACACAAAUAUACUUGGCUUAACCAUGGAAAGCAGUGGUAUCAGAAUAUUGGAACCAUUUGAUGCCUCCAUGAAGUUUUCAAACAUCUCUGGAAAGAUGAACAUACACUUUUCUGUUUCGAAUAUCUUCAUGAAUUUUUCAUUCAGCAUCUUGAGACUCUUUAUAGCAGUGGAGGAUGACAUUUUGGCAUUUUUGAGGACCACAUCAAGAAAAAUGACUAUUCUUAGCUCUGAGUUCGACAAAGUAGGGACAAUCAAAAAUCCUAACACUGAUCAAAUAUUUACAUUUUGGAGACCGCGUGCACCUCCUGGUUUUGCUGUCUUAGGCGAUUACCUCACACCGCUCAACAAACCACCUUCAAAAGGAGUCAUUGCAGUGAACACCAGCUUAGUUAGAGUCAAGAGGCCUGUAUCUUUCAACCAAGUUUGGCCUCCCAUUGAUGCUGCUGCUGAUCCUCAAUUUGAUAUGCAGAACUGUUCCAUCUGGUUCCCAGUAGCACCCAAAGGUUAUGUUGCUCUAGGCUGUGUGGUCUCUACUGGAAUGGCACAACCUCCGUUAUCUUCUUCCUUCUGUAUCAUGGCUUCUUUAGUUGCUCCAUGCACCCUGAGGGAUUGUAUUACAAUCAAAGCAAACAACUCAUACACCUUGCUUACGGCAUUUUGGCGUGUGGAUAAUUCCCUUGGCACAUUCUUGCCAGCAGACCCAUCAACAUUGGGCUUAAUUGGUAGAGCAAGUGAAUUGCGACACAUGUAUUUUUUUCCAUCGUCUAGAGUAGCCAAAAGAUCCGAGAGUGAAGCAUAUAAUUCUGGUCAUAUUCCUCCUGUCCAGUCAGAAGGUCCAUCAAAUGUGAAUUCUGGACAACGCUUUGAGGUUGUUGCGAGUUUCCGUUUAAUAUGGUGGAAUCAAAACUCAAACUCGGGGAAAAAAUUAUCCAUAUGGCGUCCUAUGGUUCCUCCUGGAAUGGUCUAUUUUGGAGAUAUUGCUGUACAAGGGUAUGAGCCUCCAAAUUCUUGCAUUGUUCUCCAUGAUACUGAAGGUGAUGAGCUCUUAAAGCCUCCCCUAGAUUUUCAACUUGUUGGACAGAUAAAGAAAAGAAGACGUACAGAAAGUAUUUCAUUUUGGUUGCCCCAAGCUCCUCCAGGUUUUGUUUCUUUGGGAUGUAUUGCAAGUAAGGGUAUGCCAGAGCAAUCUGACUUGAGCUUACUAAGAUGUGUGCGAAGCGACAUGGUUACGGGAGACCAGUUUCAAGAGGAAAGCAUAUGGGAUACAUCAGAUAAGAAGUCCAGAGGUGAAUCUUUUAGCAUAUGGACUAUUGACAACGAGUUUGGGACCUUUAUAGUUCGUACUGGUUUCAAGAAACCUCACAAAAGAUUUGCUCUAAAGCUUGCUGAUCCAGACAUGGCAACUAGUUCAGAUGAUAUUGUGAUUGAUGCAGAAAUAGGAACAUUUUCAGCAGCACUUUUUGAUGACUAUGGUGGCCUGAUGGUUCCCUUGUUUAACAUAUCUUUAAGUGACAUUGGAUUCAAUUUGCAUGGAAGAUCUGGCUCCUUGACUUCCUUCAUAAGUUUCUCAUUGGCUGCAAGAUCAUAUAACGAUAAGUAUGAAGUUUGGGAGCCACUUAUUGAACCUGUUGAUGGAUUCCUAAGGUACAUGUACAAUCAGAAUGCCCCUGGAACUCCUUCUCAGCUACGUCUUACAUGUCCGAAGGAUUUGAAUGUGAAUGUUUCAGUUUCUAACUGUAACAUGUUUUUUCAAGCUUAUGCAAGUUGGAGCAAUCUUGCACAAGUCCAUGAUGCUCUCAAGGAUAGAGAGACAUCUUCUCCAACUUAUCCUGGCAGAUCUUUUCUUGAUGUGCAUCACAAGCAUGAUUAUUAUCUUAUUCCACAAAACAAUCUUGGCCAAGAUAUUUUCAUUCGAGCCACUGAGAUCAGAGGGAUUUCCAAUGUUGUUAAGAUGCCAUCGGGAGAUAUGAAACCUAUAAAAGUUCCAGUUUGGAAAAAUAUGUUGGAUUCACACCUGAAAGGGAACCUCUGCAAGAAAUCUAGAACAGUGGUUGCAAUUAUAAUAUCAGAAGCUGAGAUCCCAAGGAUAGGUGGUUUCUCAUCACAUCUCUACACUGUAGCAGUUCGUGUUAGUCCUGAACAAGUCAUUGCAGGAGAGUUUCUACGGAAUCCUCAAAGUGCACGCACAUGUGGAAUACGUGCAGCUCAUAAUUCUAAUUCAGAUUAUGAAAUGGUGAAAUGGAAUGAAAUGCUUUUCUUCAGAGUUGAUACAUUGGAGGGAUACAUGGUGGAACUGGUAGUUACUGACACGGCAAAAGGUGAUCCAGUUGGAUACUUCUCAGCUUCCCUGAAACAUAUGGCUGAAACAUUUUUGGGUGAACUGACUUGGUUAGAACUAUCUCCAGUUGAAUCAGCGCAAAACGGUCAAGUUGAAAAUCCCCAGAAUUCAUAUACUAGAAUAAGUUGUGCUGUUCUCUUGUCACCAGCACAUGAAAUGGAAAUCAGAGAGUAUUCAGCUCAUCUAGAUAAUAAAUCGGGAUACAUUCAGAUUAGUCCUUCUAAGGAAGGGCCUUGGACUACUGUGAGGCUAAACUAUGCUGCACCAGCUGCUUGCUGGCGUCUGGGCAAUAAUGUUGUUGCCAGUGAAGUCAAUGUAAAGGAUGGAAACAGAUAUGUGAGCAUAAGGUCUUUGGUCUCAGUGCGCAAUAACACGGAUUUCACAUUAGAUUUAUGCCUCAAGCACAGAGCUUUGGAUGAUGGAUCCGAGGAACUGGAUACCACCAUUGAUUUGCAAGAGAGAAACAUUACUGGAAGGUUUGAGACAGAUGUAUUAUUUGAAACUGAAAAAUAUGAUCCUUCUAUUGGAUGGGUUGAUUGUAAUGUUCAACCUAACAUAGAUCACACAGCAGUUGGAGGCUUUCAUCAGGGAAUGUCCAGGUUUGAGUUGCCAUCAGGCUGGGAUUGGGUAGAUGAUUGGCAUUUGGAUAAGACAACCAUUGCUGUAGAUGAUGGAUGGGUUUAUGCUCCAGAUUUUGACAGUCUCAAAUGGCCUGAGACCUUCAGCUCUAAAGAUUCUAAGAACUUUGCAAGGCAAAGGAAAUGGAUCAGGAACAGAAAAUGGACAUCAGUAGGCACAAGGCAAGAUACAUUUGUAGGGCCAUUAAAGCCAGGGGAAAGUCUUCCUCUUCCUCUAUCAUCUUUGACUCAGAAUGAAAUGUAUAUUCUACAAUUGAGACCAUCAAAUCUGGAUUCUAUGGAAUUUUCAUGGAGUAAUUUAGCAGAUCGCCCCAAGAACUCAGAUGAAUGUAAUGAAAAUAAAGAAAAUUCUGAGAUUUGUCUCUCAAAUCUCGUGGAGACUGACGAACUCUUGUUUUGUUCCCAAAUUGGGGAAACCUCAUCAAACACUUCACGUGGAAUAUGGUUUUGUCUAAGUAUACAGGCAACAGAGAUUGCAAAGGACAUUCAUUCUGAUCCUAUUCAAGAUUGGAGUCUGAUUGUGAAAUCUCCACUAUCCAUCACAAAUUAUCUUCCUUUGUCAGCAGAAUAUUCUGUACUCGAGAUGCAAUCAAGUGGUCAUUUUGUUGCCUGUACAAGGGGUGUAUUCCCUUCUGGGAAAACUGUGAAGAUUCACACUGCUGAUAUAAGAAAGCCUUUGUACUUCUCCCUGCUGCCACAAAGAGGAUGGCUUCCAAUACAUGAUGCUGUUCUGCUAUCACAUCCAAGGAGAGAACCAUCUAAAUCAAUAAAUUUAAGGAGUUCAAUUUCAGGGAGGGUGGUUCAGAUUAUAUUGGAACAGAACAAUAACAAAGAGAGACCUCCACUCGCAAAGAUCAUUAGAGUAUAUACACCUUAUUGGAUAACAGUUGCACGGUGUCCAUUGCUGACAUUUAGGCUGUUGGAAUUGGCAACAAAGAGAGAAGCUCGUAAAUCUACUUUUGCUUUCAAGUCAAGAAAGAAAAAUGAGGUUCUUGUGGAGGAGAUAACUGAUGAGGAAUUGUAUCUUGGUUGUUCAAUUGCGUCUGCAUUAAAUUUCAAAUCCUUAGGUCUGUCUGUGUCCAUUAGUCCAUCUGGAGGUGACAGUUUUGGACCCAUUAAAGAUCUUUCUCCACUUGGUGACAUGGAUGGGUCUGUUGAUCUUUAUGCUUAUGAUGUUGACGGUAAUUGCAUCCACCUUUUUAUAUCUUCAAAGCCAUGCCCUUAUCAAUCCAUUCCAACAAAGGUGAUUUCUGUUCGACCAUUCAUAACUUUUACAAAUAGGCUUGGUUGUCAAAUCUUUUUGAAGUUGAAUAGUGAAGAUGAGCCUAAAGUACUGCAUGCAUAUGAUUCCCGUGUCUCCUUUGUCCAUCAUCCAUCAGAUGGACCCAAUGCACUCCAGGUGAAACUAGAAAAUACUGAGUGGUCAUUUCCUACUAAAAUAUUCAAGGAAGAUACAAUUUUCUUGAUGUUGAGGAAAGCUGAUGGCGGUCGUACAUUUUUGAGGAUAGAAAUCAGAGGCUAUGAAGAAGGGUCACGUUUUAUCAUUGUAUUUCGUAUUGGUUCUGAAAAUGGUCCAAUCAGGCUUGAGAAUAGAACAGUUAGCAACCUGGUAAGCAUUCGCCAAUCUGGUUUCGGUGAUGAUGCUUGGGUUCAGUUGCAACCGCUUUCAACUAUCAAUUUUACUUGGGAGGAUCCCUAUGGACAAAAGCUUAUUGAUGCUAAAGUUGAGAAUGGCUCUAUAACUACAUUUUGUAGUCUUCAUUUGGAUAAGGCAGGAAUAAGUCAAAUGGAAGGAGUUUCAGGAAUGCAUUUUAUGGUUAUAGAGAUAGAUGAUAUCAAGAUUGGGAGGUUCACAGAUGUUAGUUUAUCAGAAUCUCCUUCAAACGAGAUAAGCAGAAUAAUCUCUAGUGUAGGUAAUUUGGGAAACUCUCACACCCAGAGCAAGUCUCAGGAUGCAACUCCUGUGGAGUUUAUAGUUGAGCUGGGAAUUGUAGGGAUUUCUCUCAUAGACUACAAACCAAAAGAGCUCUUGUACUUAUAUCUUGAGCGUGUUGUCCUGUCUUAUUCUACUGGCUAUGAUGGUGGAAUGGUGAACAGGUUUAAGCUCAUUCUUGGUCAGUUGCAGCUCGAUAACCAGCUGCCUCUUACCCUGAUGCCUGUGCUGUUGGCCCCAGAACAUGCCGCUGAUGUGGACCAUCCAGUUUUCAAGAUGACUCUUACUAUUCAUAAUGAAAGCGCUGAUGGGAUCCAAGUCUAUCCAUACAUUUAUAUACGGGUAACAGAUAGGAAUUGGCGGCUUAACAUCCAUGAGCCAAUCAUUUGGGCAUUGGUCGAUUUCUAUAACAAUCUUCAGCUAGAUCGUAUUCCCCAAAGUUCUAAUGCCAGCCAAGUUGACCCGGAGAUCCGAAUAGAUUUAAUAGAUGUUUCUGAAGUGAGGGUUAAGGUGUGUCUGGAGACAGAACCAACAUUAAGACCGCCUGGUGUCCUGGGUGUCUGGAGCCCUAUAUUAUCAGCUGUUGGAAAUGCAUUUAAAGUCCAGGUUCAUCUUCGGAAAGUAAUGCACAGAGAUAGAUUUAUGAGGAAAAGUUCUGUUCUUCCUGCUAUUGGAAACCGCAUAUGGCGGGAUCUUAUCCACAAUCCCCUGCAUUUGAUCUUCUCCGUAGAUGUACUUGGUAUGACCAGUUCUACAUUAGCAUCUCUCAGUAAGGGCUUUGCUCGGCUCUCUACAGAUGGACAAUUUCUGCAAUUGCGAUCAAAGCAGGUAUGGUCAAGAAGGAUAACUGGUGUCAGUGAUGGAAUUAAGCAAGGCACGGAAGCUCUUGCACAAGGGGUUGCUUUUGGAGUGACUGGUGUAGUUACUAAGCCUGUUGAAAGUGCUAGACAAAGUGGGCUUAUAGGGUUUGCUCAUGGCUUAGGACGUGCUUUCUUGGGAAUAAUUGUACAGCCUGUGAGUGGGGCAUUAGAUUUCUUCUCAUUAACAGUUGAUGGCAUAGGCGCAAGUUGUACCAGAUGCUUAGAGGUUCUCAGUAACAGAACAACACUUCAGAGAAUUAGAAACCCUCGGGCAGUUCACAUAGAUAAUGUAAUAAGAGAGUAUAACGAGAGAGAAGCUGUUGGACAGAUGAUAUUAUAUCUCGCAGAAGCAAGUCGACAUUUUGGAUGCACGGAUAUCUUCAAAGAACCCUCAAAAUUUGCAUGGUCUGAUUAUUAUGAGGAUCAUUUCUCAGUGCCUUACCAGAGAAUUGUCCUAGUGACUAACAAACGGGUCAUGCUGCUGCAGUGUCUGGCCCCAGAAAAGAUGGAUAGAAAGCCUUGCAAGAUCUUGUGGGAUGUACCUUGGGAAGAGCUGUUAUCGGUCGAAUUGGCAAAAGCUGGCGGCUCCACUCCAUCUCACUUAAUUCUGCAUAUCAAGAAUUUCAGGAGAUCACAAGUCUUCGUUCGAGUCAUAAAGUGCGGCUUAGAAGAGGAUUCGCUGCAAGCGGAGCCUCAGGCAGUGAGGAUCUGUUUGGCUGUACGAAAAAUGUGGAAAACUCACCAAUCCAACAUGAGAAGUCUAACGUUGAAGGUUCCUUCUAGCCAGAGAAAUGUGUGUUUUGCUUGGAGUGAUGCUGAAGGAGCAAACUCUCACAGAACCAUGAAACCAAUGUUGAAGUCAAGAAAGAUGUCUUCUUCAAGUCCCCUACCCGAUGAAAGGAGAUUUGUGAAAAGGAGUAUUAAUUUUUCAAAGGUUUGGAGCAGUGAAUUAGAUUCAAAAGGUAGAUGCACACUUUGCAAAAAGAAGGCACAGGAAGGUUCUAGAGUCUUCAGCAUUUGGAGACCAGCCUGCCCUGAUGGGUACGUCUCGAUUGGGGAUAUAGCUCAUGUGGGAAGACAUCCUCCUAAUGUUGCAGCUGUGUACCGAAUUAGUGAUCAACUCUUUGCACCACCAAUGGGCUAUGACCUUGUGUGGAGAAAUUGUGCAGAAGACUAUGUAAAUAAGGUAUCAAUCUGGUAUCCGCGUGCCCCCGAGGGAUUUGUGUCUCUAGGAUGCGUGGCUGUAGACGGUUAUGAGGAGCCAGAAGGGGAUUUAGUGUACUGCAUUUCGGAAUCAGUUGUGGAGGAGACAACAUUUGAAGACCAGAAGAUUUGGUCAUGUCCGAAUUCAUAUCCAUGGGCAUGUCAUAUUUAUCAAGUGAAAAGUGAUGCUCUUCAUUUUGCUGCACUAAGGCAACCUAGAGAGUAUUCUGAAUGGAUACCCAAGAGGGUUCUUGAUCAACUUCACCUUGCAGACCAAUCAUCAUUUGACCCAUCAACAUCUUAAUUAUUAUUACUGCAAUCUUCUACGGGCGAGCCUUUUUUUCACAAACUAUUCGAUUGAUUUGUUUUUGCAUUUUCAUUUUUAUUAAAGCAAACCCAUUUGUUGUCGUUUGGCCGUUAACUUGCAUACAGUAAAUUAUUGGUAAAAUACAAACAAACAAAAGAAAAGCAUUAUAGAUUU